GGUUCGGGUUCCCAUAAAAGUUAGUCUUAAUAGAGAUUUGGAAGUUUUGUAACUUUAUUUUUUUAAUGAUUUUGCCAAUGUGAAAAUUGUUCAGUGCAAUCAGCAAAGGUGCGUCAAUUGGAGGAGUACUGAGGGAAGUUCUCUGCAUAGGCAUUAUUUGCUACCUGGAGAUCCAUUUGAAAAAAGAUUUAACGAAUAUUUUUUGUGCGAGAAAUGGGUAAAGAGGGAGACCCAUCAUCUUACAAGUACAGCAUAUUGAUUCCUACAUAUAAUGAGCGUCUCAACAUUGCUCUUGUCACCUACCUCAUCUUCAAGCACCUCAGUGGCAUCAAUUUUGAGAUUAUUGUCAUUGAUGAUGCGAGUCCUGAUGGUACUCAAGAAGUUGUGCAACAGUUGCAAAAAGUUUAUGGGGAAGACCGCAUACUACUGAGACCACGGCAGGGCAAACUUGGUUUAGGAACUGCAUAUGUGCAUGGCCUGAAGUAUGCAUCAGGAGAUUUUGUUGUCAUUAUGGAUGCGGAUCUUUCUCACCAUCCAAAGUAUUUGCCAAGUUUCAUAAAAAAGCAGAUAGAGACUGGUGCUGAUAUUGUUACUGGAACACGGUAUGUAAAAGGAGGAGGUGUACAUGGUUGGAAUCUUAUGCGUAAACUAACAAGCCGGGGAGCAAAUGUGCUCGCACAAACACUCUUAUGGCCAGGCGUUUCUGAUUUAACUGGUUCAUUUCGUCUUUACAGGAAACCUGUACUUGAUGAAGUUAUUAAGACCUGUGUCAGUAAAGGAUAUGUUUUUCAGAUGGAGAUGAUCGUUCGGGCUUCAAGAAAAAAUUACAACAUUGAAGAGGUGCCCAUUACUUUUGUUGAUCGGGUCUUUGGCAGCUCCAAACUAGGGGGGUCUGAAAUAGUUCAAUAUCUGAAAGGGCUUGUUUAUCUAUUUCUAACCACUUAAUGGAAUUUUGUUGAUGAUAAAUUCUAUGUUGAAUAAUGGCUGCAUUAUUCAUGCCAAUCUAGAUUCCCUUAUUAGUCACAUUAAAUAAAGCUGAAGAUAAAAGUUUAAUUCUUUACGGGGUAAUUCAGAUGGCAAAUGAUUACGAGCAAAAUGUACAUUGAGAUGUCCUCGAACUGAUUCAGGAAAAUAUGGAAAAAGCCAUAGAUGAUCUGGCGUACUUGAUAAUUUCUAAAAGCUUUCAAGGAAAGAAAGAUAGAAAACAGCAGAAAACAGAGUUUACUACACAGGCUGAAGCAGUGGGGAAUUCACAGAUAUGUUUUUUUGUCAACGUCCAAGAAUUGAAAGGCAUUAUAGAUGAUUCUGAAUUUUCAUUCUCAUAGGGUGCAUGGGUGUCUGAUUUUGUGAAA
Messenger RNA from Cryptomeria japonica (Japanese cedar), 1352 nucleotides. Its product is annotated as dolichol-phosphate mannosyltransferase subunit 1. Gene Ontology annotation, cellular component: endoplasmic reticulum membrane. Lineage: Eukaryota; Viridiplantae; Streptophyta; Pinopsida; Cupressales; Cupressaceae. Gene Ontology annotation, molecular function: dolichyl-phosphate beta-D-mannosyltransferase activity. The transcript has 8 exons. The record is from RefSeq and is a predicted model, not a curated record. Bases 214 to 945 code for a protein of 243 amino acids. Gene Ontology annotation, biological process: GPI anchor biosynthetic process; protein O-linked glycosylation via mannose.